Molecule: messenger RNA, 6275 nt
Organism: Paramormyrops kingsleyae
Lineage: Eukaryota; Metazoa; Chordata; Actinopteri; Osteoglossiformes; Mormyridae
Source: RefSeq, a predicted model, not a curated record
GAUAAGCGGCCAGCAGCGCGGCGGCCGAACUUCAAGGCUGAGCACCAAAAGCACAAAAGCCUUUUGUCAUUUUUUAUUUAAUACAUGAGCGACGUUUUAAAAAGCCAACAGAAACGCCAACGAAUCUGGCCAACCUCCAAUAGCAGCCCGAGAAGGAGGGAUUUCCCACCUCGAAACUUUUGGGUUUCUUUAGGAUAGGAAACGAGGGGGUGGGCAGGAGUGUGUGUGUGGGGGGGAUAUAUGUUCAGCCUCUGAGUUAAGGAGAAUUUGCUGCUUCUGGGUCCUUGCGGUUAGUAGAAGGGGGCAGUCUUUUUGUGCAUUCCCUUCAUAGCGCGAUCCCUUGGAAAAAAAGAGGAUUCAUUACAUUUUUAUCCUAUUAUGCGAGAAAUGGGAAGUGCAUUUUCGGAAUGAAAAUGGCCAGAACAAUAAGAAGACGAAACCCUCAAGAACAGCUUGGAUCAACCACGUAAUAUAUUUAGGAUCAAAAUCCAUGGAAAGUUGUUUUUUUUCUUUUUCCUUUUUCCUUUUUUUCUUUUAAAAAAAAAAGAAUAUUCCUCAUGUACUUUAAGUCGUUGGAAAUGUACAGCUGCCUGAAGACAGAGGCGGAGCGGAAAUUGUAGUUUUACCAUCAAGUUUCGCAGAAAGAUUGGCUGGAAGUGCCGAACGCGGUGCGGUGGCUCUGCACCCCUGAGCGACGGCAGGAGCCCGCGGACGCGCAGGACGCCACAGGCCUGGGUGGGGCGCAUCAUGGCGGCCUGGCAGUGACCCAGGGCAGCAGCACCAACACAGACACAGUUCAGUUUGGCGAGGGGGAGGCAGUGAGAGAAGACGUGGGGGAAACACGGCACGCUCUAAAGUUCGAAAUGUUUCGGAAAAAAGCUUCGUCCUCCUUGAGAAUGAGAAGAAUAUCAGAAAGUAAUAGAUGGGGCAUCGACCGUGUCCGGAGUUCCUCAUUCCAUGAAGUGCGGGCCCUGCAUGAGCUCGACAUGAGAGCCGCGCCGGAGGAGACGUCCAGCAGCAGCAGUGGAGGCAGCAGCACCGUCCUGCAGCGCCUCUUACAGGAGCAGAUGCGCUAUGGCGAGGGCCGGAACUUUCUGGCCCUGCAGCAACAACAGCAGCAACAGCAGGGGGCAGCAGUGAGCGGUGGGGGGCCAGGAUAUUCGGGCGGGGGUGGCCCAGGUGAAGACCAUGCCACAGGCCCCCACAACGCCCGACAGGAGCCACAGGGUCAGGAACUGCAGGCCGACGGUGGUAUGGAGAAGCAGCUGGGUCCUCGUAGCAAUGGAGGAGGGAGCAUGGCCGGCGGGGGAGGUGGAGGCGGGAGUGGAGGAGGAGGCCAGGGCCCCAGCGCCGAAGAUCUGCCCACCUACGAGGAGGCCAAAGUACAGUCGCAGUACUUCCGCGGGCAGCCGCAACAGCAGCAGCUGCCACCUUCGGUGGGCGCAGCGUUCUAUGUGACGGGCGUGAGCAACUCCAAGGUGCGCACCGAGGGCCGCGCGGCGGUGCAGCGCGUGGGGGCUGGCCGGGUACACCAGGACGACGGGCUGAAGGACCUCAAGCAGGGCCACGUGCGCUCGCUGAGCGAGCGGCUCAUGCAGCUGUCGCUGGCCACCAGCGGCGUCAAGGCCCAUGCCCCCGUCACCAGCUCCCCACUCUCGCCACAGUCACCCCCACCCGGACCCCCGAGCGAUUACUACAAGCCCCCAGUACAGCACCGGGGUCCGCCGCCUGACUACCCCUUCAAGGGGGUGGCCUCCCCACCGAAGCAGCAGCAACCGCAGCCCCCGCAACAAGAGCCGGGACACUACUACUCCGACCACCGUGGCAGCCGUGCAGAAGUGCCACAGGUGCGCUACCAGCCCCCCCCAGAGUACGGGUCUUUCCGAUCGAGCAAGGAGGGCACGGGCCACUCCCAGCGGAUUACCCAUCAUCAUAGUCCCACCUCCUCUGUCACGUCCAUGGGCUCCCUGUCCCGCACGCAGUCCUCCACCUUCAGCAGCCUCCUGGCUUCCUCUCACCCCACCCCCAUAUCCCACCCCGUGGACGCGACGUUCCUCAUCGGUCCCCGGAGUCCAGCCUCACACCAGGGCGACUCUUUCGGCCAGGGACCCCCGCACCCCCCGCAGCACCGCGGCCACGGCGGCUUCCUGGCAGACCCUUACCACUCUGUCCCCAGGGGUCCGCCCCAGCACCAGCAGCAGCAGCCCCCCUACCAACAGCCCCAGCCGCCUCCUCCGCACCACCACCACCACCAGGCGCACUACGGCCACCCGCACGGCCUGCAGGGGGAGCCCUAUGCCAUGGUAGCGCGCGCGCAGCAGAUGGUAGAGAUGCUGUCGGAUGAGAACCGGCUCCUGAAGCAGGAAAUGGAGGUGUGCUGUGAGAAGGUCACCAAGCUACAGAAGCUGGAGACGGAGAUACAGCUGGUGUCUGAAGCCUACGAGAACCUGGCUAAGUCCUCCAGCAAGCGGGAAGCCCUGGAAAAGACCAUGAGGAACAAGUUGGAACUGGAGAUCCGCAGGCUACACGACUUCAACAGGGACCUCAGAGCAUCCGAAACGGCUAACAGAAAUCCAAGCGUUAAAAAAAAAAAAAGUACAGAGGAUGCGCGUGUUCCUGUUUCCAUGUGCGGUGUCCGUGUGCCUGCAGACAAGGAGACGUUGCGUGAGAAGGAGAAGCUGGAGAUGGAACUCAACGCCCUGCGCUCCACCAAUGAGGACCAGCGGAGGCACAUCGAGAUCCGCGACCAGGCCCUGAACAAUGCGCAGGCCAGGGUGGUCAAGCUAGAGGAGGAGCUGAAGAAGAAGCAGGUGUACGUGGAGAAGGUGGAGCGCAUGCAACAAGCCUUGGCGCAGCUGCAGGCUGCCUGCGAGAAGCGCGAGCAGCGGGAACACCGACUGCGCACACGGCUGGAGCGUGAACUGGAGGCUCUGCGGCUGCAGCAGCGGCAGGGCAGCUCUCAGGGCGGCGGCACCGCCGGGGGGGCCGAGUACAGCACGCCGGCUCUGAUGGAGCACCUCCGCGAGAAGGAGGAGCGGAUCCUGGCGCUGGAGGCCGACAUGACCAAGUGGGAGCAGAAGUACCUGGAGGAGAGCGUCAUGAGACAGUUCGCCAUGGACGCUGCCGCCACUGUCGCCACACAGAGGGACACAUCGGCUGGGAUCAGUCACUCCCCCACCAGCAGUUAUGACACCUCUGUGGAGGCACGGAUCCAGAAGGAGGAGGAGGAGAUUCUGAUGGCCAACCGCCGCUGCCUGGACAUGGAGAGCAGGAUCAAGAGCCUCCAUGCCCAGAUCAUCGAGAAGGACGCCAUGAUCAAGGUGUUGCACCAGCGCUCGCGUAAGGAUCCCGGCAAGUCGGAUGCGCCGUCGACCAUGCGGCCCUGCAAGUCGCUCAUGUCCAUCGCCAACGCGGGCAGCUCGGGGCUGCUGUCGCACUCGCUGGGCCUGAGCAGCAGCCCCAUCACAGAGGAGCGCAAGGACGACCGCAGCUGGAAGGGAAGCCUGGGGGUUCUGCUGGGCCCCGAGUUCCGCGCGGACUCCCUACGGGCCGAGUCCAUCUCCUCGUCGCCCUCACCCGUGUUCCCGUCCGCUCCCAUGGUGGCCGGACACUCCAAGACGGGCAGUCGGGACAGCUGUACCCAGACCGACAAAGGACAGGAGUCUGGAAAAGCUGCUGGUGCCGGCGCGGCCCCUGCCUCUGCCACUCUGCCCUCCACCUUGGCGCCGACCCGCAUCACCAGUCCAAGUCCAGUGUACAUCCCAGACCGCAUCGCAGAUGUUCCCGUGUUCCACAGCAGCACGCUGGAGCGGAGACAGCCUACACAGUCACUGCCACAACUCAUAACGCAGCCCGAGAUGGACAGCGAGGGGGGGGUGAUCCUGUGCACACUACACACUAACUAACAUCUCUCUAAGAAAAAAAAAAACUGUAAAAAGGUGAAGGAUCUCUUUCUUUUCAUCCUCUUGUAGUGGUAGCUGACAGACGUGUGUAAAUGCACUACUGCUUGUGAGUGAGAUUGUGUAGCAGAGACCCUGUACGCCCUUCGUACUUUUUGUCCCCUCCUGCGAUCCGUUAUUCUUCUGUACAGUAUUGCUGGGGUUACUUCUAACCCUCUGGACCAAACGUGUUUCUUACCCUUAAUCAUUUGUUGCACUAUUUUUGUUUUUUUUCUUUGCAUUUUUCCCCCCAGUUUGCUACCUUUUCUCCCCCCAGUCUGGCUAUUUAUGAGUAGCUUAUAUUUACAGAUUAAACUAGGCACUUGGGUAGCAAGCAAUAGCAUUUUAAACCUGUACAUAUUGUACUAUGAUACUGUAGGGCAGGUUGUUUUUUUUAGUUUCUUUUGUAAAAUCGGAAUGGGAUAGACUUGUCACUGCGAAGAGGAGAAGCACUGGAAAAGCAGUGUCCAGCUCCUGUCUGGAAACGAUCCUGUAACUGCGCUUGAACACUGAAGGGACCAGUGACCCCACUGGCCUGGGGUCACUCCGACCACGCUCGGGUACGAGCCGGGUGCAUCGAGCCCAGUCGGUGCCAAACCACACGGCCUCCCAAACGUCCCGCCCCAGUGCAGAUUGGAAAAGGGUUUUUGUUUUUCGGGGGGGGUCUGCUUCAGCCUGGACUUUCUUCGGUUAAACCACACACGUGUUUCCACCAAGAUGGCCGGUCCAACAUUUCACCGUGUCGCAUUCCCAGAGGGUCCCAGUUGCUCUGUGGAGCCCCCUACUCUCCCCAAGCCUGGGUGUCAUUUCCCAAACCGGAAUUCCGGGCUCAGGGCCACCCACCCCUCUGCCCAUUCCUUUCGCUGAUCUCCGAAAGCCUCCUGCAGAGGAAAGAUGUGGCCCUGGGGGUCUCUGUAGGGUAGCAAGGGAACACAACAGGGGCAGGUACCUACAUCGAGCAGUAUUAGCCAUGUCAGGCUAACCGGAUCGGCGAGACCGAUAGACCGCUGCAGAACAAUUCCGUCAAUCCAUCCAUCAUCCGACCGCUUGUCCUGGGGGGUUACAAGGAAAGUCAAAGGGAAGCCACUGCUGUCAGUUGUGACUGAUGGCAACCUCACCCCCCCCCCCACAAAUGCCUGAAGCUGGUUUGCAACCUUCCCAGCUACACGUGUGGAGUAUAAGGUGAUCUGUGAUGAGCACUCAGCACCUGCCAGGACACAUGCCUCAGUAUUGAUACACAUUCAGACACACAGAGCUAACCUGGAGCGCCGUGUGCCAGAGACUGGGCCCCCUAGUGGAAGUCUGCUGCUUUUCAGCCUACACCUGUCCAUCCUGUUUCACAUUUCUUUUUACAACUCAUUUGAAAUGCUCACAUUUCGCUUUAUUUUUUUAUCUGAUUUACUUUUGAAAGUCUUUUUUUUUUUUAAACAGGAAUAACACGAUCUUUUUGUUACUGUAGGAACAUGUGUUCCGGGGUAUUUUUGGUAGCAAAAAAAGUCACAGCAGCAAAACCUGACAGUAAGCAGCAGCGUCGUGUGUGUUUUUAUGAAAAGGGAAUUUCCGUGGGUUAUAUUUAGAAGACCGUCGCAGUAUCAGUUCAGCUUCUAAACAAUGUUGACACGCUUGCAGGAAAUCUGUUAACUAGCUGGAUGUCCGGACAAUAGCAGGAUUCAUGCUCUCGUACCCGUACCCAGCUCAGUGUAUCGGCUUGGCAAAUUUUUCAGCAGUUCCUCCGGAACGACUCACUGCCACGUCUCGUGGAGUCGUCCGAGUUUCAUCUCGCCAAAGGCUUUCCUGAUAAAAUUCGGCAUUUUUCAAAAAAAAAUUUUUUGCCAGUGUUACAUACCCAUCAAAACUUCGAAAUCUCAGCCUAACGCCCGCCGUUGUGACCUCUCUGUUUCCAUGCGGGAGACACAGAGGAUGUUUUUUGAAAAGCGGUUGAAAUCAACCGGAAUAAAAUUGAAUGUUUCUUUACAGAAACUGAUAAAACGUUGGUGUCCCAAUUGGGGAAGAUCAAUUUCAGCCUGCAUAUGGUCGCAAUGGGGAUUUAUGUGUGUGUGUAUUUUUUAAUAAAUUUCUUUGGGUUUCACUUCUUUUCCUUACGGUUUGUGCUCCUUUUGUAAAGUAGCAUUUCUGUGUUUUUCUACAAAGUCCACCACAGCGAUGCUGCUUCCUGCAAGUGUACAGUCACAGUCCAAAUCGAGCAGGUCGCACCGCAGUCUCUGUCUGUGGUUUGGGCUCCUGCACCUAAAACAAGCUUCAAAUUACUUAGUUUAAAUGUUUAACAUUAACUUAAAAAGUGUUUCUUUUCUUAAUUAAAGAAAAGCAGCAUGAAAA